This is a messenger RNA of Drosophila willistoni, 2826 nucleotides long. RefSeq names its product protein ECT2 (gene pbl). The transcript is spliced from 11 exons. NCBI's taxonomy places the organism in Eukaryota, Metazoa, Arthropoda, Insecta, Diptera, Drosophilidae. The record is from RefSeq and is a predicted model, not a curated record. Gene Ontology annotation, biological process: activation of GTPase activity; mitotic cytokinesis; nervous system development. Bases 6 to 2717 code for a protein of 903 amino acids. Gene Ontology annotation, cellular component: cell cortex; nucleus. Gene Ontology annotation, molecular function: guanyl-nucleotide exchange factor activity; GTPase activator activity.
CUUUAAUGCCGACACCGCGGCGAUUCAGUUUCGUCAAAGGAGAUACUAACACUGACUGCAAGAAAUUGGUCACAGUUCGUCGAGAAGCCUUGUCGUAUUUCACCUAUGAAAAGCAGCUCAAGCAAGCAAAAGUUUGCCUUUGCCAGGUGUAUGAGGACUUUACAGAGUUGUCGAUUACAAGGGAGGAACCACCAGCAACACAAAUCUGCUUGGUGGGCGAUGCCGGCAGGGAUAUGGAAACGCUGCAGGCAGCCCACUCCUUUGGCAUGCCAGUGAUAAUAUCUGAAACAGGAAUGGAGUUCAUCGAUGGUAGUGGUAUUCCUGAUGGAGCCAAAAGUCGUACGUUCUUCGUCUUGCCAGAUUUCGAAGGCUCCCUAUAUGAGACAUUGAACAGCCAGAAGCAAUGUAUUUUGGGUCCCCCCGCGUUGAAGCAUGCGGCUCAGUUGAAAAUUACCAUUGGGCAGAACACACGACCCAUCUACAAUUAUGCCAUGCAGGGCGUUGUGACCAGCUUCACUGGCAUAAGGAAGCGGGAAGAGUUGACUAAAAUGGUCCAUUUGAUCCACUCAAUGGGCGGGUGUAUUAAAAAGGAUUUGAAUAAGCGUACAACUCAUUUAAUUUGUAACCAAAGUGGUGGAGAAAAAUACGAAUACGCAAAAACUUUUCGUUUGGGGAUAGUCAGACCAGCUUGGGUAUACGCCGCCUGGGAUGAGCGGAAUACCUUAGAUUUUGAUGCCACAAAAGAAAAUUUCACUAAAUCGCACAAAUUGAAGCCUUUUGAAGGUCAUAAAAUCUGUUUUUUCGGCUUCCCGGCAGAGGAUCAUCAACAUAUGGUGGAUGUUUUAUUGGAAAAUGGUGGAAUGUAUGCCGAAUUGGAUGAUCCAGAGUGCUCUCAUGUGGUGGUUGAUGAGCAUACAACUACAACGAAACCAGAGCCAAAUAACAAGAGCUCCCAUAUAUUGAAAUCGGAUUGGUUUUGGUACUACAUAAAGGAUGGCUAUGCCAAUGAACGGGACUACUUGUUUGGAGACUAUCUGGAUACCUUUGCAAACACCCCGAAUACAGCUGAUCGUCCUGAAUCGCUGCUAUUUAGCAAUAACAAAAGGAAACGCAAACGAAUUUCACAGCGUCUACAAUUGGAGGGCACUCCAUUGGGGUCCAGCAAGAGACGUUCUUCUGUAUCAGAAGCUGGCCUCUUGUCUGGUUCGAAUAGUUUUUUCGAUUGCACGACCAGUCCGGAUAAAUCGCUGGGUGACAAGCUGUUAAUGCAGGCGGGAGAGGCGGAAGUUGGUGGUGAAUCCUCAACGCCGGCAAAGAAAUCAAUGCGGUUUAAUCAUUUUAUGGAUUUCUUUACCACGGAAUCGAAUUAUGUCGGAAUAUUGGAUACCAUAUUGAAUCUGUUCAAAAACAAACUCGAUGAGUUGGCCGAAACCGAAGAUGAUGAAUUGCUAAAUAAAUCUGAAAUUAAAUCGAUUUUUGGUAAUUUUCAACCCAUACAUGAGGUGCAUCAAUCAAUGCUUGAAAAAUUACGCGAUAUGCAUUCGAAUUGGCAUGAGGAUUGUCUAAUUGGUGACAUUAUCAUUCAACAUCAAGAUCAAUUGGUCAAGGCCUAUCCUCCCUAUGUGAAUUUCUUUGAGAAAAUGAAAGAGCAACUGCAUCGUUGCGAUCGGGAAUAUCCCCGCUUCCAUGCAUUCCUCAAGAUUAACCAGAUGAAACCGGAAUGCGGUCGCCAGAGCUUGGAGGAUCUCAUGAUUCGACCAGUUCAGCGCUUGCCAAGCAUAAGUCUUCUGCUAAACGACAUCCUAAAACACACCACAGGCUCUAAUGUGGACCAUGCGAGGCUCGAGGAGGCCCUCAAGGCCAUCAAACAGGUUAUGUUACACAUAAACGAGGAUAAACGGCGCACCGAAUCGAGAAUGGCCAUGUUCGAUAUAUUCAACGAUAUCGAAGGUUGCCCAGCGCAUUUGGUUAGCUCCAACAGGAGUUUCAUAUCGAAGUGCGAAGUGAAUGAGUUAUCCGAUUCGCUAAGCGGUCGUGGCGACAGUUUACUAUUAUUCCUUUUCUCCGAUUCCAUUGAGUUGUGCAAGCGGAAAUCAAGAGGUUUCAAUACGGCCAAGUCCCCAAGUACGGCCAAAACGCACAAGCAUAUCAAGUUUAUUUCAUUGAAUACGGUUCAAUUUGUGAUCGAUAUAACGGAUAGCUCGCGUGCAUUUGGCCUCCUGCUACGCGAUGAGAAGGAGAAUCUAUAUGCAUUUAGCAUAACUGACGAGGAAACGGAGAAAUCGGUCUAUGUUAAGAAGUUGUCGAUGCAAAUAGCUGCUCACACAUGUCGGACUGAUGCUAGUAAUAUCUUGCUGUGCCACACUUCCAAGGAACUGCAAGUGGACAUAAGUGAUACAAAUGUCAGUACUUUGAGCAAGGCUUUCAAAUUGGCUGCGAGGACACGCCUUAAGGUCGGUCGAGCGUUCUCCUUCAACAAAACUCCAAACAAAUUGAAACGUGCUGUAUCAACUAUAAUGACGUCGCCAUUUGGCAGCAAUAACUCAUUGACGCCGGCCUCCCAAUUGUCCCAAAUGCGUUUGGCGAGCUGCACUAACAUCAAUGAAGUGGAUGAUGACGAUGAGGAUAUGCGCAGCAAUUCGCCCUCAACGCAAUCGGUGCCGCCGCUUUCAGUGCAGCCCACACGCAAGAAUAAACCAGGCAUUGACCGCAUAUAAAUCCAAUGACUACGAGACUCCAAGGACUCGCCAAUGUAUUCCAUUUUGUGUGUUUUAUAUUCAACGAAACCCAGAAUCUCGCUGCACUACAGCUACACCACACACACAC